Messenger RNA from Chironomus riparius, 1521 nucleotides. The record is from the annotation of a GenBank genome assembly. Lineage: Eukaryota; Metazoa; Arthropoda; Insecta; Diptera; Chironomidae.
AUGCAUAAAACACAGCUAAUUAACAAGACAUUGGACUUACAUUUAGCAGAAAUCAAAAGAAAGAGCUCGCUGAAAUGGAUUUCAUUUAAUUUUCUCAUAUUAUCAGUGCUAGUUUUUGAUAUUUAUAAAACAGAUAAUAUUUCUGAUAAAUUCUACUGGAUCGAAGUUACAGCUAGCAUAAUUAUACUAUGCUCAUUGCUUAAAAACAUUAUUACAUACUUAUAUUAUACGUGGUUCAACGAGGAAAUUGCAUGUGAGAAUGAGGAACAAAGAAUAUUAUUAAGUUUAAACAAGUCAAAUUCAUUCGUAAAGGCGCCAUCAACGAAUAAGCUAUGUAAACAAGAGACAAACGAUAUGCUUACUGGAAACAUAAGAAAUUUGAGUUGGCAGAAUUAUGCUGAACCAACUACAUCAAAUUUGAGUCAACAUACGAGCUGGAUGAGCAACACCUCUAUCGGAAGUUAUGAUUCCACUUUAACACAUCAUUCGGACGCAAGUUAUAGUUUUCAGUCACCAUCAAGGUUCAAUAAAUCUGAUUUCAUAACAGAUCGUAAGAGAAUGGAAGAAUACUUAAAUGACGUCACUGAUCAAGAAAAGAGGAUCGCAAGUGCUGCAGAAGCACAGAGUAAUUUUGUUAGUUCUUUCAACUCAUUUUGGGGAAGCUUUGAUGUUAAUGGCUUUGUAUCGUCACUAAAGAAUCUAACUUACCAGCUAUCGCCUCAUAAUAAGCAAAGUUUGAGGGAUGAAUCAUUUAGUAACAAAGACGAGGAACAUGCUGAAAUAAUAAGAAAAAUGAGUGCUAAUAAGCUCUCAAAUUACGUUGCCAAUUUAAAAAUGUAUAUCCAUAAGACAAUUUUGGAACCAUUAGUUCAUGCCAUCGAUGACACUGACAAAGCUUUUGAACAGCGCGGAUUUACAGACAUGAAAAUUGGACAUGUUGGAAUUGAGAGAUUAAAGAAAAUUGCAUCAUCGAAUCAGCAGUUAAUUCAAUUUGUUCCAACUCUUCCUAAGUUAAUACCAUUUUUGGAAUUGACAACAAAUCAAGAAUUUCUCGUUCAACGUUUUCGUGAACUUGCUAAAGGAAGUUGCUUAAAAAAUUAUAAAUUUACAUCCAGCACUUUUGAUCCAUCAAAUCAGAAUGAUCACAAACCUAAUGAUGCUGGAAUAUUGUUCCAUUUAUUCUGCUGUUAUCUGGAUUCUCAAUUGCAGCCAGUUCCUGACAUUUCCAGACCAUUCUAUAAUCGCUAUGUUAUUAUUGGAGAUUCUAAAAAGACCAACGUCGAUCACUACGUAAAGGAAGCUACAAGGAACAAAUCAAAAUGUGCUAUUUUAUGUAGUAAUCCAAUAACACCGAAAUUCAACUUUGUUACUGACAAGAUUCAUGGAAGCAGCCACGAUCGUAAUAAUCUAUUCUAUGUCAUCAUUCAGUUCCUAUUUCACCUUAAAUCUGAUGGAAUGAUGCUCGAAACUGUAUCACUAGGAAAAUCUGGAUUAAAUCUAAUUAAUGUAAUUGAAGAUUAA